Aspergillus chevalieri is the source of this 1761-nucleotide messenger RNA. It is a transcript of the gene hsp60, whose product is annotated as chaperone ATPase HSP60. Gene Ontology annotation, cellular component: mitochondrial inner membrane; mitochondrial matrix. The record is from RefSeq and is a predicted model, not a curated record. Gene Ontology annotation, molecular function: ATP binding; protein-folding chaperone binding; ATP-dependent protein folding chaperone. Bases 1 to 1761 code for a protein of 586 amino acids. The transcript has 3 exons. NCBI's taxonomy places the organism in Eukaryota, Fungi, Ascomycota, Eurotiomycetes, Eurotiales, Aspergillaceae. Gene Ontology annotation, biological process: mitochondrial unfolded protein response; apoptotic mitochondrial changes; protein import into mitochondrial intermembrane space.
AUGCAGCGUGCUUUCUCUGCCCGUCUCUCUGCCGCUGCGAAGCGUGCCCCCAUUGCCAGAUCUUCCGGUUUCAACCUCCAGCAGCAAAGAUUUGCUCACAAGGACCUGAAGUUCGGUGUUGAAGCUCGUGCUCAACUCCUCAAGGGUGUUGAUACUCUUGCCAAGGCUGUCACUUCGACUCUUGGUCCCAAGGGUCGCAAUGUCCUGAUUGAGUCGCCCUACGGCUCGCCCAAGAUCACCAAGGAUGGUGUGACUGUUGCCAAGGCUAUCCAGCUCCAGGACAAGUACGAGAACCUCGGUGCUCGUCUCCUCCAGGAUGUCGCUUCCAAGACCAACGAACUCGCUGGUGACGGUACCACCACCGCUACCGUCCUUGCUCGUGCUAUCUUCUCCGAGACUGUCAAGAACGUUGCCGCUGGCUGCAACCCCAUGGACCUGCGCCGCGGUAUCCAGGCUGCUGUUGACGCCGUUGUCGACUACCUCCAGCAGAACAAGCGUGACAUCACCACCGGCGAGGAGAUCGCUCAGGUCGCUACCAUUUCCGCCAACGGUGAUACUCACGUCGGCAAGCUGAUCUCCACCGCUAUGGAGAAGGUCGGCAAGGAGGGUGUCAUCACCGUCAAGGAGGGCAAGACUCUUGAGGACGAGCUCGAGGUUACUGAGGGUAUGCGCUUCGACCGUGGAUAUACCUCGCCCUACUUCAUCACCGACGCGAAGGCCCAGAAGGUCGAGUUCGAGAAGCCCCUCAUCCUGCUCUCCGAGAAGAAGAUCUCCGCUGUUCAGGACAUCAUCCCCGCCCUCGAGGCCUCCACCACCCUCCGUCGCCCUCUCGUCAUCAUCGCUGAGGACAUUGAGGGUGAGGCUCUCGCUGUCUGCAUCUUGAACAAGCUCCGUGGUCAGCUCCAGGUUGCUGCCGUCAAGGCCCCUGGCUUCGGUGACAACCGCAAGAGCAUCCUUGGUGACCUUGGUGUCCUCACAAACGGUACCGUCUUCACCGAUGAGCUUGACCUCAAGCUUGAGAAGCUUACCCCUGACAUGCUCGGUUCCACCGGCUCCAUCACCAUCACCAAGGAGGAUACUAUCAUCCUGAACGGUGAGGGUAGCAAGGACAGCCUUGCUCAGCGCUGCGAGCAGAUCCGUGGUGUCAUGGCUGACCCUACUACAUCUGAGUACGAGAAGGAGAAGCUCCAGGAGCGUCUUGCUAAGCUCUCUGGUGGUGUCGCCGUCAUCAAGGUUGGCGGUGCCUCCGAGGUCGAGGUCGGUGAGAAGAAGGACCGUGUCGUUGACGCCCUCAACGCUACCCGCGCUGCCGUCGAGGGUGGUAUUCUCCCCGGUGGUGGUACUGCCCUCCUCAAGGCCUCCGCCAAUGGCCUUGAGAAGGUCAACACUGCCAACUUCGACCAACAGCUCGGUGUCAGCAUCAUCAAGAACGCCAUCACCCGCCCCGCUCGCACCAUUGUCGAGAACGCCGGUCUGGAGGGUAGCGUCAUUGUCGGCAAGCUUACCGACGACUACGCCAAGGACUUCAACCGUGGAUUCGACAGCUCCAAGGGCGAGUAUGUCGACCUCAUCGCUGCUGGUAUCGUCGACCCUCUCAAGGUCGUCCGCACCGCUCUUGUUGAUGCCAGUGGUGUUGCCUCGCUGCUCGGUACCACCGAGGUCGCUAUCGUUGAGGCCCCUGAGGAGAAGGGCCCUGCUGCCCCUGCCGGUGGCAUGGGCGGUAUGGGCGGUAUGGGUGGCAUGGGCGGCGGCAUGUUCUAA